Durusdinium trenchii is the source of this 243-nucleotide messenger RNA. The record is from the annotation of a GenBank genome assembly. NCBI's taxonomy places the organism in Eukaryota, Dinophyceae, Suessiales, Symbiodiniaceae.
AUGCUGAGGAACACCUCGCACAAAGCUCUGGCCCUUUGGCGCCUUGGCCGCCUGGCACGUGGCCGUGGCAAUGCAACACUGGCUGAGGAGUACUUUCGGGAAGCUGUCAAACAUAAGUCCGAGGAGGUCUUGAGGCAUCGUCGGGACUUAGGCAGCGCAAUCUUCUUGCAAGGCCGUGUUGAGGAGGCUGAACAAGAGUGGAGACAGAUCUUGGAGCAGCUGAAAUGGGCACCUGGGCUUUGA